AUGCUAUAUAAACAAGGCCAACAAAUCAUCGGAAAUCGAAUUCGGCAAGCGCCAUUUCCGAUUUUCAGAGAAAAAAACAAUUUUGAAUUUCAGAGAGUAUUUCUACUAUGUAAAUCACAAUGGUUUCCUGUUUCUAGAUGAUUCGCGGAUGAAGAAUUUUACUGCGAGUUAUAAGGAUUUGGAUUUUUUGAAUUUUUUCUACUCGCGGGUUAAGGAAAAUACGACGGGCAGGUAUCAGGUGAGAACAUUUUUUAAAUGUUUUCUAGUAGCGAAACUCAACUUUUAAAAUUAGUAAUGACGUGGCAAAUUUUGAAAAAUCGGGACUUUUGAAGCCUUCCAUUUCAAAUCUGAUAACAUUAAAAGAUUAGUUCCUGAAGUCCAGACUUUUGCCACGUCAUAACUCAUGUUAAAAGUUGAGAGUUUCCUUGUAAAUAAAUAUAUAUGUAUAUAUUCUAGGACUCUUUCCCAUUCGUCAGCCCUUGUGGAAUUGAGCGAAAUUAUUUGAGAUGCGAUGACACGCCGAUUGUUUAUACUGAAUUCGAUAAAAAUGAGGAGAAAUUGAGGGUUGGAGAAUCCACGAUUUAUCAUGAUUUUGAGGUUGGUUUUUGUCUUAAAUUUGUAACUUAAUGUUAUAAGGUUUCCAGCCCUCUUCCCUUUCAAUGUCUUCAUCCGGUCGAGUCUACCACAAAUCCCAAGGAAUCCCUGGAAUUCAAAAAUUCCUAGUCUCCGACAAACUCACCGAUUCCAUAUUCCAUCGCUUCGAAUUCGAAAAAAACACGGGAAAUCCGAUUCGAUUUUUGUAUAGAGGAAAAUAUGUCGAUUUAAUUUAUUGA
Molecule: messenger RNA, 833 nt
Organism: Caenorhabditis angaria
Lineage: Eukaryota; Metazoa; Nematoda; Chromadorea; Rhabditida; Rhabditidae
Source: the annotation of a GenBank genome assembly